CCCAAAGAAAAGAUUCUCUCCCCUGAACUUCUUUCUCACCAUUGAUUGCCCAUGCUCUCUUUCUCCCUCCUUCGAUGCGUUUCUAUCUCUUUCUUCUUAGCUCAACGAAGCAUAUUAACAACAUCUACUCUCCUAGGAGAUCUGUUCUACUUUGAGUAUUUUAACAUAAUUUUUAGCUUUUGUUCGGAGCUUUGGAGCUCUAAAAUUUGUUGCUUUCUACGAAUUUCUUGUCCCUCUUUCCAAGGUGCUUUCAUUUUCGUAAUUUCACUGCGGCUAUCAAAUCUGCUUAAUGCAUACCCAAAACAUUCUUUAAGCUCUGGUUUUUUAGCAUGCCUGCUUUUGAUUUCCGGAGCUAGUUCCAGAGUAAAUCAACACUCGUCAUAAAGGAACUUUAACCUUCAACUCUGCUACUUCCGAUUUGUUUCUUAGUCCUGAUUUCUGGUCCCUAGGUAUACUGGUGAAGCUUCGAAGGAGCUCAUGGAAGGUGAGAAACUCAGUAGGCUUCUCCUUGCUCCUUUGCUUAUUUUCUGCGUGCUGUUAGUGGUUUCAACUAGUGGGAUUGGUGUAAAUUGGGGGACACAGUCGACACACCCACUGGGGCCAUCCACAGUGGUGAAAAUGCUAAAAGAUAAUGGGAUUCAGAAGGUUAAGCUAUUUGAUGCCGAUCCCAAUAUUUUGGACGCUUUAAAGAAGUCUGGGAUUCAAGUGAUGGUGGGUAUUCCUAAUGACAUGCUAUAUACGCUGGCUACCAGUACGCAAGCUGCUGAAAAAUGGGUUUCGAAGAAUGUUUCUGCUCAUAUCUCUUCCGGCGGAGUAGAUAUCAGGUAUGUUGCAGUGGGGAAUGAACCUUUCCUGUCAACUUUCAAUGGCACCUUCGAAUCCACAACUCUUCCGGCUCUUCAAAAUAUACAGGCAGCUCUCACAAAAGCUCGUUUGAGUAAUCGUGUUAAAGUCACUGUCCCUCUGAAUGCAGAUGUGUAUUUGAGUUCAUCUGAUAAGCCUUCUGAUGGCGAUUUCCGGCCAAACAUCCAUGAACUGAUGCUGCAGAUUGUCAAGUUCUUGAGUGACAAUGGAGCUCCUUUCACCGUCAAUAUCUACCCAUUCAUCAGUCUCUAUGCAGACUCCAAUUUCCCUGUUGAUUAUGCCUUCUUUGACGGUUUUCAGAGUUCUAUAAAUGACAAUGGCAAAGUCUAUGACAAUGUCUUUGAUGCCAACCAUGAUACUCUGAUCUGGGCAUUGCAGAAGAAUGGCUUUGGAAACUUGCCUAUUAUCAUUGGAGAAAUUGGCUGGCCAACUGAUGGAGACCUACAUGCGAACCUUCAGUAUGCUCAGCGUUUCAACCAAGGCUUCAUGUCUCGCUACCUCACAGGAAAAGGGACUCCGAUGAGGCCCGGCCCUUUAGAUGCAUACUUGUUUAGCCUAAUCGAUGAAGAUGCAAAGAGCAUUCAGCCAGGUAACUUUGAACGCCACUGGGGGCUGUUUUACUUUGAUGGACAACCCAAGUACCAGCUUAAUCUUGGGUCAACGAGAACAAAUGGUUUGGUGGGUGCAAGUGGGGUUCAUCAUCUGUCUAAAAGAUGGUGUAUUAUGAAACCAUCUGCAAAUCUGAACGAUGAUCAAGUGCCUCCAAGUAUUGCUUAUGCUUGUCAAAAUGCAGAUUGUACAAGUCUUGGCUACGGAACUUCGUGUGGGAACUUAGAUGCUAGAGGUAAUAUUUCUUAUGCUUUUAACAGCUACUUCCAAGCGAAUGACCAGAUGGAUGGUGCCUGCAAGUUCCCAGGUCUUUCUGUUAUCACUGAUAAAGAUCCUUCGACAGGAAGUUGCAAGUUCAGAAUAAUGAUCGAGUCUGUUUCUGCUAAGAAACUUGCAUCUAUUAGAACAGUGCUUUUUGUAUUUUUUCUUCUCUCUCUUCUGUAACUUUCCCAUUUCUGCUUAGUUUGCUGGUUUUCUAAUUUAUUAUCUUUUGAGAAAGUCAACUGAGUAAUUGAAAUUCAAAAUGACAUGUGGAUCCUGUGAAGAAA
This is a messenger RNA of Neltuma alba, 2021 nucleotides long. Its product is annotated as glucan endo-1,3-beta-glucosidase 5. Gene Ontology annotation, molecular function: hydrolase activity, hydrolyzing O-glycosyl compounds. The coding region runs from base 478 to 1917 and encodes 479 amino acids. Gene Ontology annotation, biological process: carbohydrate metabolic process. NCBI's taxonomy places the organism in Eukaryota, Viridiplantae, Streptophyta, Magnoliopsida, Fabales, Fabaceae. The record is from RefSeq and is a predicted model, not a curated record. The transcript is spliced from 2 exons.